GAAAAGAAAAAUUCCCAUCAAACACCAGACGUGAUUUAGACGUUGUUGUUUUUUUAGGCUUAAUCUGGUCUGUCCGUCUUGAUUUAGUCAAAACAUUUCUGUUGAAAAUUGUUUGGUCUGAUUUUGUCCCACUUUUUUCCAAUAAUAGACAUUGAAAAAACGUUGCAGAACCAGUUUACAGUCCUUUCAACGAUCUGAAAAUUAUGGAUUUUCAUCUUUCACUUACUCAUGUCGUCUUUACAAUGUAUUUUCAACCAUUUUUUGCUUGUCUCUUUAGGAAUGAAUGAUGGGCAUUGAGUGUAUGAGUUGCAUGCCUCGUUGCGGUGGUGAGCGAUGCGACGCGGCUGCAAUUCAAGGACAUUCAGCAAAUUGCAUUAAGCUGCAAACCGAUGAAGAAUGGAGGAUCGUUGAGUAAUUUCCAGACGGGGCCGAACUCUCUCAAACACGGGGUUCUUGUUUGCCCUGAACGGAAGAAACCGCCAUCAUGUCAGCACUGCAGAAACAAGCAACGAGAGGCCAAGUUUUGCCAAAGAUCCCUGUGCCCCCACUCAAACAAACCCUUGACACCUACCUGAAAUGUGUCCAACAUCUUGUGAAAGAAGAGCAGUUUAAGAAGACUAAGACCAUCGUAGAAAAGUUUGGGGCUCAGGGAGGGGUCGGAGAGAUUCUUCAGAAUAAACUUUUGGAGCGGAGGGACAAGACAUCCAACUGGGUCUAUGAUUACUGGCUGGAGGACAUGUACUUGAACAACAGGUUGGCCUUGCCUGUUAACUCCAGUCCUGCCAUGGUGUUCCAGACACAAAAUUUCAGAGACCACAAAGAUGCUCUCAGAUUUGCUGCUCGUCUCAUCCUUGGAGUUUUAGAGUAUAAGGCUCUCAUUGAUGCGAGAACGCUACCUUUGGAUUUUGCUCGAGGCCAGUUAGCAGGGACUCCUCUGUGCAUGGAGCAGUACUACCGCCUCUUCACAUCCUACCGCUAUCCAGGGCUGAAGACAGACACGCUGAAGGUUGACAUUAAUGCAGCCUCUUCAGCGCCAGAACACAUGAUCAUUGCAUGCAAAAACCAGUUUUUUGUGUUGGAUGUAGUGGCAAACAACAAACAGCUCAAUGAGACAGAGAUCUUAUCCCAGCUGGAGAAGAUCAUGAAAAUGUCAGAAAAUGCUGAAGAGAGGCAUCCUCCUUUUGGGAUCCUGACCUCAGACGGGAGGACCGAAUGGGCACAAGCUAGAGAAGAACUAAUAAAAGAUCAAACUAACCGGGACUCUCUGGCUCUGAUUGAGAGUUCUAUAUGUGUGGUGUGUCUGGAUGAGCCCUGUGACCUUCCACCCAGCGACACCAACAGGGCUCUAAUGAUGCUACAUGGUGGUGGCCGGGAGCGAAACGGUGCAAACCGAUGGUAUGACAAAUCAAUGCAGUUUGUUAUAGGCAUGGAUGGGGUCUGUGGGGUGGUGUGCGAGCAUUCUCCAUUUGAGGGAAUAGUCAUGGUGGAAUGCUCAGAGUUUCUUAUGAAACACAUAACAGGGAGUCCCUCCAGGAUGGUUCAGCAGUCCAGCGCUAAAGCUCUCCCCCCUCCAAGAAGGCUGCUCUGGAAAUGUAGCUCCAACAUUCAAGCUUUCCUAAGAGCAUCCGGAGAAAGACUCCAGAGGCUGGUGAACAAUCUUGACAUGGAUGUGUUCACAUUUGAAGCAUAUGGAAAAGACUUCAUCAAAAAACAAAAGAUGAGCCCAGAUGCGUUUAUACAAGUCGCACUACAGCUUGCAUUUUACAAAUGCAAAGGAAGGCUGGUGUCCACUUAUGAGAGUGCUUCACUUCGUCGUUUUCAAGGAGGUCGUGUAGAUAAUAUUCGCUCAGCCUUACCUGAGGCCCUGGCCUUUGUGAAGUCAAUGGCUGACGAGAGAGCAGGUUUCACAGACUCCGAAAAAAUUAAACGACUGAAAGAGGCAGUUAAGGCCCAAACAGACUACACAAUCGCAGCAAUUACAGGCAUGGGGAUAGACAAUCACCUGCUAGGGCUUCUCAAGGUGUCAAAGGAGCUGAACAUGGAGAAACCCGAAAUCUUUUGUGAUGAGACAUAUGUGAAGAGUAAUCAUUUCAUUCUCUCUACUAGUCAGGUCCCUACAACAGUGAAAAUGUUUUGCUGCUAUGGCCCAGUAGUACCCAAUGGCUAUGGUGCCUGCUACAACCCACAGCCGAACCACAUUGUCUUCAGUGUGUCAAGUUUCUGGGAAAACACUGAGACAAGCUCUGCCGUUUUUGUCAAGGCUCUGAACGAAGGCUUGUUGGAAAUCAGGGACCUGUGCAAUAGAAGUGCUGCCGCCGCUACUAAAACAUCUGAAAGCAGUCAGACAGCAGCAGCCAAGCCAUAUAAAUCAGGAAAGUAAGCCUUACUGGUAGUUCACCCCUAAUCAUCUCCACUCUUAAAGUUAGACUCGGUAGCUUGGGAAAAUAUUAUUGCCUUAAAAAAGAAUAUAUUACUAGAAAAAUAUGUAUAUACAUCUAUUUAAAAAAACAACUGUAAUAGAGAAGAAGAAUGAAGACGUAUAUCUCCUUUUUGGAUCUGUGAGAAUGAUGCGGGGUCCAAAACAGACUCUGGUGGACCUAGAAUACUCGGUCUGCUACACUUAAGGAAAAUGAAGCCAUGUUUGUUUGUAGAACCGAUCUGAUGAUUCAG
Cyprinodon variegatus (sheepshead minnow) is the source of this 2670-nucleotide messenger RNA. Its product is annotated as choline O-acetyltransferase-like. NCBI's taxonomy places the organism in Eukaryota, Metazoa, Chordata, Actinopteri, Cyprinodontiformes, Cyprinodontidae. Gene Ontology annotation, cellular component: neuron projection; cytoplasm. Bases 485 to 2380 code for a protein of 631 amino acids. Gene Ontology annotation, biological process: neuromuscular synaptic transmission; acetylcholine biosynthetic process. The record is from RefSeq and is a predicted model, not a curated record. Gene Ontology annotation, molecular function: choline O-acetyltransferase activity. The transcript has 16 exons.